This is a messenger RNA of Fusarium sp. VM40, 1596 nucleotides long. NCBI's taxonomy places the organism in Eukaryota, Fungi, Ascomycota, Sordariomycetes, Hypocreales, Nectriaceae. The record is from the annotation of a GenBank genome assembly.
AUGGCGUCCAACGAUCAGCAAUCCAGCAUGAUAGAAGCUCUGCAAGAGAUCCAGCGUACGCAAGCUCUUCUCGUGAACGCGGUCGAAUCGCUGUCAGGCAGACCUAUCGACGAAGCGGGUGGAGAUAGUGCCAAAAACACCAUGCUUGACCCUGGUUCCCAUGAGGAUGACAAUGAAGGUGACACGCCCUCAGUAGAGGUCCCCUUGGCUUCGGGGGACAAAUUGAAAGCCCCUUCUCUGCCAUCUUCCGAUCAACGUCAGCAAGGGUUCACCUCGCGCAUUAUUUUAACAACUUACCCAAAGCAGAUUGGAAUUAAUCCUUUGCCUAUGGACUGGGGAAACUCAGACCCAGCUAAGCGUGGUCCCAUCGUAGUUUCAAGGGCUAGUUCUACUAUUCGACGUCGUAAUGCUGUUGGAGUGAGUUCUCAGGUCGCGUUGACUUCGAGUAAUACUGUACUAAACAUUGUUACCAGCGGCGGUUCGUAUUCGAUCUACUAUGCGCUUGCAGUCGCUAGCAACGAGUUGAACAGCGACCAUCGACCCGAUUUCACCAACACCGAACCGGCCGCAAACCUUGGUCCCUUUCCUCAAUGGGGAGAUAAGAAGAAGAUUGUUGCUAUGGAUCCUUGGGGACAUCUUGCUCCUUGGCUGUUCAAGGACACCAUCGAGAAGGACAACGUUGAUAUUCGACCCACCAUUGCCAUUACCAAGGCGCACAUGAAGCUGCCGGAGCUCGCGGAGAGUGUCAAGGCUGGAAGACUGGUGCCCGAUGGCAAGGUUUGUCUCAACGCAGAAGGCGAAUUGGCAGUCACCAAGUUUGCCGUUGAACCAGUUUGGUAUCUUCCUGGUGUGGCAGAACGGUUCGGCAUUGAUGAGGCCACCCUUCGACGUUCGCUGUUCGAACAUACAGGAGGAAGCUACCCAGAGCUCAUCACCCGUGGAGAUAUCAAAGUCUUCCUCCCUCCCAUUGGUGGUCUCACUGUAUACUGCUUUGGAGAUCCAGCAAAGAUGUCAGAUGAAUCGGUUCGACUAUCUCUACGAAUCCACGACGAGUGCAAUGGUAGCGACGUGUUUGGAUCCGAUAUUUGCACUUGCCGGCCGUACUUGAUCUUUGGUAUCGAGGAAGCUGUUAAGGAGGCACAGAAUGGUGGCAGCGGCGUUGUCAUCUAUUUCAGAAAGGAGGGACGGGCCCUGGGAGAGGUCACUAAGUACUGUAAGAACGAAGUCCCUCAAAUGGUCUAUAACGCCCGUAAACGCGGCGCCGAUCGCGCAUCAGACUACUUCAAGCGAACUGAGAACAUUGCUGGUGUCAAAGACAUGCGAUUCCAGGCUCUCAUGCCGGACAUUCUGCACUGGCUGGGCAUCAAGAAGAUUGACAGGAUGCUUAGCAUGAGCAAUAUGAAGCAUGAUGCGAUUGUUGGACAAGGAAUCCCCAUUCAUGAGAGGGUCGAGCUUCCCGAAGAACUUAUCCCUGCUGAUUCCAGAGUCGAAAUUGAUGCCAAAAUCACAGCUGGCUACUUUACCGCUGGUAAACGUAUGACAACCGAAGAGCUGCAGGCAGUCCAAGGCAGGAUGUGGGAAGACUUCGACCAUUAA